AUGGCUCGUCAAACAAAAACGAAAUUAUUAAAAUUGGUCUGUAAACAGGCCGAAUUAACUCGUGCUCGUUUUCGUGGUUCAUCAUCGACAAAUAAAAUUAAUCAAACAGAUAAAAAUUUAUCAUUUAUAAAUAAAACUGGAGAAAGAUUUCGAAAAAAACUAGCACAAUUAAGUGUCGGAACAACGCUAUCGUCAAUUAAAAAAGAAUGGAUUAUUAUCAAACAAGUUCAACUAUCGAAACUACGUGAACAAUGUUUAUGUGGACGACCAAAUUUAAAAUUUGUUACAUAUUUAAAAAAUACAAUAAAUAACAACGAAAUCACAGCAGGCAAUUGCUGCUUAUUAACAUUUAAACGAUAA
Rotaria sordida is the source of this 360-nucleotide messenger RNA. The record is from the annotation of a GenBank genome assembly. NCBI's taxonomy places the organism in Eukaryota, Metazoa, Rotifera, Eurotatoria, Philodinida, Philodinidae.